GCUUAUUUUUAUAGUGUGAUUUUUCUUCGAUUCAAGAAAUAAUAUGGACACGGAAGAAUGGAGUUCGAAAAGAUUUUUAAUGUUAUCCCGAUUUUGGGUGCAACAAGUUUUAGUUCCUAUGGUCGUUGUAAUAGGUGUUAUUGGUAAUUUAAUAACAGUAAUUAUAUUAACAAGAAAACGUAUGAAAUGUUCAACAAAUGUAUACCUAACAGCAUUAGCGAUAGCUGAUUUAAUUUAUUUGUUAUUUGUAUUUAUAUUAUCAUUUGAACAUUAUCGUGGUUCACAUUCAUCAAAAUUUUUACUCUAUUGGAGAUUUUAUGGUUUAACACAUUGGAUUGUGGAUGCAGCGAGUUACAUAUCAAUAUGGCUAACAGUAAGUUUUACAGUUGAACGGUAUAUAGCUGUUUGCCAUCCAAUUCGUGGUAAAAUGUUUUGUACAGAAAAUCGUGCAAAACGUGUAAUAAUUGGUGUAUGUAUAUUUUGUAUAUUAUCUACAAUAACAACAUCAUUUGAAUACGAAAUUAGUACAAGAGAUCCUCCAGGUUAGCAAAGAAAUUCAUCUACAAAUUUGGGUAAAAAUGAAUUAUAUAAAACCAUCUUCUAUUGGUUCACAUGUAUUACAUUUGUAUUUGUACCAUUAAUAUUGCUGGCAACAUUUAAUUGUUUCUUAAUAAAUGCUGUACAUCGCUCACAAAUUACAAGAAAUCAGAUGACUAAUUCACAGGAACGAUCUUCAGCAACACAAGAGAAUCGAAUAACAAUUACAUUGAUAGCAGUUGUUAUACUAUUUUUAGUUUGCCAAAGUCCAACAGCAGCUAUUCUAGUCUAUACGACUGUACAUCAACCACAACCAGAUUCGACUGAAGAUAAUAUUAUUCGAGGUUUGGGAAACGUAUUUAAUUUUAUGGUAAAUUUGAAUGCUGCAUGUAAUUUUUUAUUAUAUUGUGCAUUGUCGGAUAAAUACAGACGUACGUUCAAAGCGGUGUUUAUGGGUGAACGAUGGGGUUCAUCCCGGCACGACACUUUGUACAAUUCCUCAUUGACAAUGUCUCGUAGGUUUCCUUCUGCAACGUCGGCGAUCCACCAUCAUACGUCCGGGCCGCAUUAUCAUCUCGCAAACGGUACAACCGGGCUUAAGAGAAACAUAUCAGCUUAUGCGCAGCGUAACAUUGAAGCUGAGCGACUCAAGCGUAUAGCUCGAACCAAAUCAAUGCUGGCACGACCUCUUCAUGAAAAUUCUACAACCAACAGUACAUAUUACUGACAACCAAUAGAAGACGAGUUACAACAUGAAGUAUUAUUGUAAAUAAAUUAAAUUAAAAAACAAAAGAAACUUUGUAAUUCUUACACGAGUUAGUUACCUUAUGGUAAAAGAGCUGGUAACGUUCUCGAGAGUGAACUUUCAGACGGAAUAUCAGAUUUUCCAUUUUUUAAUUUUAUUACCUGAGAAGAAAAUAUUAGAUCUUUUUUAUUAAAAAUUACAGACACACUUAAAUGUUUUUUUUUUAAUUAUUGAGUGUACUCAACAAAGUCAUAUUCAAACUUCUGCUUUUUCGAUUUACGCCCAUACGGUGGAACAAAAGUACACUACUUCCGAGCACCACAUCUUUUUUAACAUUUAAAAAAAAUAUUGGAUUUUAUAUUUUGGACAAUUCCCAGUAUUUUUUAAUCAUUGACAUUUUUACCUUUACGCUUCCCGUUUUCGAGAUAUAAGCAUAUGAAAAAAAAAACUGCGAAUUUUUGUUAUUUUGGAGGAUAUGGCGGUCCAAAAUAACUAGUCAAACAACAAAUGGAUUUCAGAUCAAAAAUUUGAUCAAAACCACAAAAUAAUCUUUAUUUUCGUUAAUGACGAAUUUUCGGCAGAAAUCCGUAGGUACUUUAUUUUUUUAAACGCUUAUAGAUAUAUAGAAAACGGUGAGGUUUGGUGUGAAAAUUGUCCCUAGUCAAAAAAUACUUAAAAUCGUCAAAAUUAUAAUAUCUAAUAUUUCGAUCAAAUAAAAUUUUUGAUCGGAACCACAUAAUAAUUUUUAUUCUCUUCAAUUACAAGUUUUGGGAGCAGAAUCGAAUUUUUAAUUUCAAAUGCUUCGAUCUCGAAAACGAUACAAAAUGCUGAGAAUCAGCCAAAAUAUAAAAAUCGAAGAAUUUUUUAAAGUGUUAAAUAAAGAGAAUAUGUUGUCCUGAAGUAGGGUGCUUCUUCGCCACCGUAUGGGCGUGAAUAAAAAAAGCACAAGUAUAGGUACGCAUGAGUAUAACUUUGUCUUAAACUGAUUUUAAACUCAGCAAUAUUCGCAGCUUUUUUCGAACGUGUCUAAUUUUUAAAAAAAUGACAUCAACGUUUUCAUAACGUUGCCAGCUCUUA
Molecule: messenger RNA, 2359 nt
Organism: Chrysoperla carnea
Lineage: Eukaryota; Metazoa; Arthropoda; Insecta; Neuroptera; Chrysopidae
Product: FMRFamide receptor
Exons: 8
Biological process (GO): G protein-coupled receptor signaling pathway
Cellular component (GO): membrane
Molecular function (GO): G protein-coupled receptor activity
Source: RefSeq, a predicted model, not a curated record